GCGGCUACUGGUAGACAACCCAAUAGUAGUAGACUUUUCAUAAACGAUCUCCACGUUUUGCGGACAACAGCGUGGAUAUUUAAAUAUUUGGAAAUCACGUUACGGUGACAAAAUCCGUGUAUUUUUUAACGAGAAAUUCUUAAAUUGAAUCAGACAAAAUGGCAAAGUCACACUCCGGGAGCAAGGCUCCAAGAAAAGAAGGAUUCAACAGAUCUGGGCAUAGUAUGAAUCCUGAACGAUCAACAGAAGGCCUGAAAGGAGUAGCCAGAGCUCGUACAAAGUCAACCAUCAAACGGCUCCAGAUGUAUAGGAAUUCAAAACCUAAGAGAAAUAGGGUUGGUAAAAUCAUCAGUCCAGCUCCUUUCCAGGGGUGGCACGCAUCUGGUACGGUAUCUCGGGUUGAGCCCAGCCAAAAGUGGUUUGGGAAUACAAGAGUUAUUUCUCAAAAUGCCCUUCAGAAAUUUCAAACUGAGCUAGGCUCAGCCAUCAAAGAUCCGUAUCAGGUGGUGAUGAAGCAAACUCGGCUACCUGUUACUUUACUACAGCAAAAAGCGGCAAAUGCUCGAGUACAUUUACUAGAAACUGAGAGCUUUCAAAAUGUAUUCGGGCCUAAAAAGAUUCGGAAGAAACCAAAUUUGACUGUGACUUCAUAUGAUAGUCUGCAAACGCAUGCAAUUGAAAAAGAGGAAAAAUAUAACUCUGAGAAAGACACAAAAGACUACGAUCUAAUUAGACCUUAUGACGGAACGCGAGAUGCUCAAAGAGACUGGGUGAUGGCAGCAGGUCAGAGUAGGCGAAUUUGGAAUGAAUUGUACAAAGUAAUUGAUUCUUCAGACGUUAUUCUUCAAAUUUUGGAUGCCAGGGAUCCGAUGGGUACUCGAUCACCGCCUGUAGAAAAGUAUUUAAAAACCGAAAAAACCCACAAGCAUUUAAUUUUUAUAUUGAACAAAGUUGAUCUGGUACCGACUUGGGUUACACAGCGGUGGGUCGCGAUAUUGAGUGCUGAAUAUCCUACUCUGGCCUUUCAUGCUUCACUGACCCACCCCUUUGGAAAAGGUUCUCUGAUCAAUCUUUUACGACAAUUUGGCAAGCUGCAUGGUGAUAAAAAACAAAUAAGUGUAGGCUUCAUUGGUUACCCAAACACCGGAAAAAGUUCAAUAAUAAACACCCUUAGAUCUAAAAAAGUGUGUAAAGUUGCGCCAAUUGCUGGAGAAACUAAAGUUUGGCAAUACAUUACUCUGAUGCGGCGCAUAUAUCUGAUAGAUUGUCCUGGUGUAGUAUACCCUUCAACUGAAACAGAUACUGAGAAAGUUUUGAAGGGGGUUGUUAGAGUGGAGCUCAUAACUAACCCUGAGGAUUAUAUUCCUCAUGUACUAGAACGUGUUAAGCCAGAGUACAUGCGUAAAACCUAUAAACUGGAGGGGUGGACUGACCAUGUAGAUUUUCUAGAAAAACUAGCUCAUCGAACAGGCAAACUACUUAAAGGUGGAGAACCUGAUAUAGGAAUAGUAGCACGAAUGGUUCUCAAUGAUUGGCAGCGAGGUAAACUUCCAUUCUUCGUUCCACCUGUUGGAUUUGAAAAUCCUCUACCUAAAAAGGUCAUUGAAGAAACACCUGAGGUCGAAGAACCAACUGAGAAUGCUGAAGAUGCUACUUCAGAAGCUGGUAGCAAAUCUGAUAGUAAGAAGGCUAAGGACUCCUUCAAACUUGGCCUUAACGUUGUACAGGACUUUACAAAAAUUAGAAUCGGAUUAUCGUUCUCUAAAGAGGAUAAUGAAGAUGCCAAUGAAGAUGCAGCUAAUGGUGAUAGGAAUGAAAGCAAGAAUUUGGUCACAUCUGCUGAUGAAUCCCAACUUGUUGAAUCAGAUGAUGAGAAUGGAGACAAAGAUGAGAAUGAGGAUGAGGAUGAGGUUGAGGAUGAGGAUGAAAUUAAGGAUAAAGAGGAAAAACUAGAGGAAAGUGACUCAAAAACAGAAGGUACAACGAGUGAAACAUCAUCUGUAAAUAAAAAAAGUGAUGUAGUGGCAGAAGACACAGGGGUAAAUAGUUCUGUAGAAUAUGAUAAGCAUUGUCACGUAAUUGAGAAAGAUAACUUGCUGCAAAGUGCGUAUGAUGUUGUAGAAGAAGAGUACGAUUCUAGUGAUAGCGAAAUUGUAGAAACCAAAACUGUAUCCAGUAGUGGUACAUUCAGCAUAUCCGAAGAACCAAGAACAAAAAGAAAUAUUGAUCCCAAUGAAAAGAAGCUGACUAGUAAACAGAAAAGAGCUAAAGACCGAGCAAGUAAAAGGAAGAAGAUUGGAAGUGAUUUCUACGAAGUGACGAAUGUUAAAAAUCGAAAUAGGAACAGAAAAGUCCCAAAACGAAAAUAGAUUUACGUCAUUAUUAUUUAAGAAUUUCAUUUAUUUGGAUAAGGAAAUGAUUCACUCCUUAUAUUAGUCCAUAUUUUAAUUCAAAAUGUAAAUAUUAGGCGAUCAAUGAUUGAAGUAUGUCGAGUAUAAAUUUCAAAAGUAUAUUCUCAA
Molecule: messenger RNA, 2519 nt
Organism: Athalia rosae (coleseed sawfly)
Lineage: Eukaryota; Metazoa; Arthropoda; Insecta; Hymenoptera; Athaliidae
Gene: Ns2
Product: nucleolar GTP-binding protein 2
Exons: 2
Coding region: 159-2369 (736 amino acids)
Cellular component (GO): nucleolus
Molecular function (GO): GTP binding
Source: RefSeq, a predicted model, not a curated record